GUGGAUCGUUGCUCAUUGUUGACUCUGGUCCUUUGUCGUCUCCGAGGGCCCUAUUUAUACCAGUUCUCCUCUCGCUGACGAAGUCUCUGUCACUAUAACCUCUCCAAACGUCCCCGAUCCACAAGCCUGUGGCGUUGAUCCAACAUGUUGAAGAUAUGGUCGAUGAAACAACAACAGCAGCAAGCUGAAAAUGCCGAAGGCGCCGCUGGCAAGAAGAAAAAGAAGGUCACCGCCGCCCAGCUGCGCGUCCAGCGGGAUCUGCAAGAACUCACCCUCGGAAGCACGAUGAAAAUGUCCUUCCCCAACCCCGACGACAUCCUGAACUUCACCCUCACGAUCGAGCCCGACGAGGGCAUGUAUAAAGGCGGCGCGUUCCAUUUCAGUUUCAACGUCAACCAGAACUUCCCGCAUGACCCGCCCAAGGUCAAGUGUACGCAGAAGAUUUAUCAUCCCAAUAUCGAUCUCGAGGGAAAUGUUUGUCUAAAUAUUCUGAGGGAGGAUUGGAAGCCCGUGUUGAAUUUGAAUGCGGUUAUUGUUGGCAUGCAGUUCCUCUUCCUCGAGCCGAACGCUUCCGACCCCCUGAAUAAGGAAGCGGCCGAUGAUCUCCGCCAGAACCGGGAGACGUUCAAGCGGAACGUCCGGACGUCGAUGACGGGAGGUACCGUCCGGAGCGUGCAGUACGAGCGCGUGAUGAAAUGAGAGCCGCAUCGCGCUUGUGUGGAAUAGAUCGAUAGAUCGAUGGCGGCUAAGCAUCAGUGGCCCUACAGGACUAGGGUUUGGAGUAUCAACUCGGAUAUCACAAUGGUUGAUAUGUUCGGGUCGGCAUUCGGACAUAUGCAUAUGGGAUUGGAGGUGCUUGCGCUUUUGCUUGAGACCUUUGCAUUACAUUAUAUUAUGGAUUAAUUAGCGACUGGAUAGAUUCUUACGAAAGAAAUGACU
Molecule: messenger RNA, 939 nt
Organism: Aspergillus pseudonomiae
Lineage: Eukaryota; Fungi; Ascomycota; Eurotiomycetes; Eurotiales; Aspergillaceae
Product: NEDD8-conjugating protein UBC12
Exons: 4
Coding region: 145-699 (184 amino acids)
Source: RefSeq, a predicted model, not a curated record